UGCCUUUUCCGGCAUCCGCGCCCCCUCCUCGCCUUGCUGAACCCCGUGGCUCUGAAGCAUCCCCCGGUGGCAUCGCGAAACUUAGACCCCAUCCGUGGCAGCCUCUGGCCGGCGCCAUGGCCAGCGAGAACUCCCCUCUGCUGGCCUACCGGCUCCUGGGGGAGGAUGGCCUCGGCUUCCCUACCCCAGGGGCUGGGAGUCCUGGAGGCGUGUCUGUCCGGAAACUAUCCACUUUCCUGGGCGUGGUGGUGCCCACUGUCCUGUCCAUGUUCAGCAUCUUCGUCUUCAUGAGGAUUGGGUUCGUGGUGGGCCAUGCAGGCCUGAUACAGGCAAUGGCCAUGCUCCUGGUUGCUUAUUUCAUCCUGGCACUCACCGUCCUCUCCGUCUGUGCCAUUGCCACCAACGGUGCUGUGCGUGGGGGCGGAGCUUACUUCAUGAUCAGCCGCACACUCGGCCCAGAGGUGGGGGGCAGCAUUGGCCUCAUGUUCUGCCUGGCCAAUGUGUGUGGCUGCGCCGUCUCCCUGCUGGGACUGGUGGAAGCUGUGCUGGAUGUCUUCGGGGCUGAUGCUGCGGGCGCCCGAGGGCUCCCGGUUCUACCACAGGGUUAUGGCUGGAAUCUGCUCUAUGGUUCGCUGCUGUUGGGGCUCGUGGGGGGCGUGUGCACCCUGGGUGCUGGCCUCUACGCCCGUGCCUCCUUCCUCACCUUCCUGCUGGUAUCUGGCUCUCUGGUCUCCGUGCUGGUCAGCUUUGUGGCUGUAGGGCCCAGAAAGGUACCCCUGCCCUCCCGGACUGACAGCAACAGCUCUUCGCCACCACCUCAAUUUGGCCACUUCACCAGCUUCAAUACCAGCACUCUGAAGGCCAACUUGUUUGCUGGUUACACCCAGGACUAUACCACGGGUGCCAUGAUGACCUUCGCCAGCGUCUUCGCAGUCCUCUUCAAUGGCUGCACUGGUAUCAUGGCUGGGGCCAACAUGUCGGGGGAGCUGAAGGACCCCAGCCGGGCCAUCCCGCUGGGCACCAUCAUUGCUGUGGCCUACACACUCUUUAUCUACACACUGCUCUUCUUCCUCUCCGGCUUCACCUGCGACAGGACCCUGCUGCAGGAGGACUACGGCUUCUUCCGUGCCAUCAGCCUAUGGCCCCCACUCGUGCUCAUCGGUGUCUAUGCCACCUCGCUCUCGGCCUCCAUGAGCUCCCUCAUCGGUGCCUCACGCAUCCUCCAUGCCCUGGCCCAGGAUGACCUCUUUGGAGUGAUCCUGGCACCCGCCAAAGUAGUGUCACGAGGCGGGAACCCAUGGGGGGCCGUGCUCUAUUCUUGGGGUCUUGUGCAGCUGGUGCUCUUUGCGGGGAAGCUGAACACGCUGGCAGCCGUGGUCACGGUCUUCUACUUGGUGGCCUACGCUGCAGUGGACUUGUCCUGCCUGAGCCUGGAGUGGGCCUCGGCCCCCAAUUUCCGCCCCACCUUUAGCCUAUUCUCCUGGCACACCUGCUUGCUGGGGGUGGCCUCCUGUCUCCUCAUGAUGUUCCUCAUCAGCCCUGGUAUAGCUGGCGGCUCCCUCCUGCUCAUGGGCCUGCUGUCAGCCCUGCUUACUGCCCGUGGAGGGCCCAGCAGCUGGGGCUAUGUCAGCCAGGCCCUGCUCUUCCACCAGGUACGAAAAUACCUGCUGCGUCUGGACGUCCGGAAGGAGCAUGUCAAAUUCUGGAGACCUCAGCUACUGCUGCUGGUGGGGAAUCCACGGGGGGCACUGCCCCUGCUGCGCUUGGCCAACCAGCUCAAGAAGGGGGGACUUUACGUGCUGGGCCACGUCACACUGGGGGACCUGGACUGCUUGCCCUCGGACCCCGUGCAGCCGCAAUAUGGGGCUUGGCUGAGCCUGGUAGACCGUGCCCAAGUGAAGGCCUUCGUGGAUCUCACUCUCUCACCUUCCGUGCGCCAGGGGGCCCAACACCUGCUGCGGAUCUCAGGCCUCGGUGGCAUGAAACCCAAUACCUUAGUCCUGGGCUUCUAUGAUGACGAGGUACCCCAGGACCACUUCCUGACAGACCCGGCCUUCUCUGAGGCCAACGGCAGCGGUGCAGAAGGUGGAGAUCCGGCCCUCAGCACCCUGUUUCCCCCGCUCCGGGCCCCGGGGAGCCCCCGUGCGCUGAGCCCGCAGGACUACGUGGCCACGGUGGCCGAUGCCCUCAAGAUGAACAAGAACGUGGUGCUGGCGCGGGCCUGUGGGGCGCUGCCCCCCGAACGGCUGGGCCAAAGCUCCAGGGGCGCGUCCAAAGGGCACCAGGUGGACGUGUGGCCCCUCAACCUGCUGCGGCCCAGGGGCGGGCCGGGCUACGUGGACGUGUGCGGCCUGUUCCUGCUGCAGAUGGCGACCAUCCUGGGCAUGGUGCCCGCCUGGCACAGCGCCCGGCUGCGGAUCUUCUUGUGUCUGGGGCCUCGGGAGGCGCCCGGGGCGGCCGAGGGCCGGCUGCGGGCCCUGCUGAGUCAGCUGCGCAUCCGGGCUGAGGUGCGGGAGGUGCCCUGGGGGGACGGGGCGGCUUCGACGGGCGCCCGGGGGGAGGAGGAGGACGAGGAAGAGGGAGGCGAGGAGGAGGAAGGCGACUUCGUGAACGGGACGCGUGGGGACGUCGAGGCCGAGGCGCUGGCGCUCAAUGCCAACGCGAUGCUCCGCGCGCAGCAGGGGCGCGGCGGGGCUGCCCGGGCCGGCGGCUCCGACGGCGGAGGCGGCCAGGAGGGCCCGACCACGGCCCUCACUUUCCUCUACCUGCCCCGGCCGCCCGCCGAUCCCGCCCGCUACCCCCGCUACCUGGCACUGCUGGACACGCUGACCCGGGACCUGGGCCCCACUCUGCUCAUCCAUGGCGUCACCCCGGUCACGUGCACGGAUCUCUGACGGCCCGUUCCCACGGCCCAGCCCGCUAGGACGGA
Suncus etruscus (white-toothed pygmy shrew) is the source of this 2929-nucleotide messenger RNA. It is a transcript of the gene SLC12A9, whose product is annotated as solute carrier family 12 member 9. The record is from RefSeq and is a predicted model, not a curated record. The transcript is spliced from 14 exons. Gene Ontology annotation, biological process: chloride transmembrane transport; potassium ion homeostasis; cell volume homeostasis. Gene Ontology annotation, cellular component: membrane. NCBI's taxonomy places the organism in Eukaryota, Metazoa, Chordata, Mammalia, Eulipotyphla, Soricidae. Gene Ontology annotation, molecular function: potassium:chloride symporter activity. The coding region runs from base 117 to 2894 and encodes 925 amino acids.